GGGAGACCAAGGUAAAGGCAUUGGGCUCCUGCUGCCAGUGCCAGUCAUGGGCACAACCUGUUCCAGUUCGGUCUAGUUCUUCACAUGGGCUUGGAUAAUGUUGAUGUGGAAACUGCGUGUAUGUGGUCUUAGAGAAAAUCAAUGCGAUUAAGGCCAGAUUUGGACACGGAGGGACAGUUCCUAUGGAUGCCAGGAUUAGGGUAACAGCUGUUUUCCUGCCCAUUUGAGGAGAAACUGAAUGGAGGAGAAAAGACUUGUAUAAAGGACGUGUCUUUGCAAUUCCAUCAAACCUGAAGGACCGUGUGCUCUUAGGUAAGUUCAUGCUAUCUCAGGUUCAGGUAGACCAGGUGCUGGGAGAAAGCAGAAAUUGCAAGAUCUUAGGAGGGAAGGGGUAGGAUUGUGGCUGCGGUGGGGUUCUGUGGGGCGUGGCACUCACCCCUUGCCUCUGUAGGCAUCAGUGUUUGAUCUGCCUUUGGAGAGAGGAGACCACCUUUUGCCCUGAACAAGGGCACAGGGGCAUUUUCUAUGUGACCCUUCUGAAAAUGUCAGGGCCCUAGGUCCCCUCCACUGAGAAUAUGCUUUACGAUUCAUUGUUCAUUAUCUCUUAGCUAGAGGCCCAGUGCAUGAAAUUCGUGCAUUUGGCGGGGGGGGGGGGGGGGCAUCAGCCUGGCCUGCAUCCUCUCACAGUCUGGGAGCCCUUGGGGGAUGUCUGACUGAUGGCUUAGGCUCGCUCCCUGCAUAAGUCAUCAGUCGGACAUCCUUAGCACUGCUACAGAGGCAGGAGAGGCUCCUGCCACCGUCGCUGCACUCACCAACUGUGAGCCCAGCUCAGGGCUUCUGGCUGAACAGUGCUCCCACUGUGGGAGUGCACUGACCACCAGGGGGCAGCUCCUGCAUUGAGCGUCUGCCCCCAGGUGGUCAGUGCGCAUCAUAGUGACUGGUCGUUCUUCUGUUUGAUCAAUUUGCAUAUUAGCCUUUUAUUAUAUAGGAUGUUCUGGAAAGCUGUAGGAUGGUGCCUUGUGGUGUAGAGGUUUUUGCAUCAUGGAAAGCAAACCUAGCAGAGAAAGGUAUAGUCUGAAGGACUCUUAAGUCUAAGAGAUUUGAUCUAUAAAUCAUGCUCCUGUCUCCCUUGUCUGGUCAGUGUAGAAGAUGGUGGUGAUGGCAUGGGAAGAUAAGAUAGAAUUAGAUGACACUUGAUUAUUUAGUUGUAUGGAUGGUCUCUUUAAUCUAUUGCUUUUAUAACUAGUUUCACCAAAUUUUUACUCCGGAGUACAUUUUAUUUUUACCUUUUAAAACCAACUCACUAGAGAGGAGGGCUAUUGUUGCUUUGCAUUGCUCCUUAGAUAAAAAUAUUAUAACUUUUAAAAUAUCUGUGCAUAUGACUAUAAAAACAAAUAGCUAUUUAAAAAAGAAUGUCUGACAGUCCUGAAUAUUUAUUCAGAGAGCUUUUUAUCUGUCUUAUUUGCUAUCUCUCACUUUAUUUUCACCUGUGAACUUCUUUUACAUGGUCAACUUUGAAUUCUUUUUGUUGAUGGUUAUUCAAGGUGGCAAACACAAAUGAAAAUUACUCUGUCAAUGUUACUUCAUCCAAUCAUUUUAUUCCAUUUCCAAGCCAGUUCUUUUUGCCACUAUAUUUAACAAGGUGUAGAGUGGCUCCCUUUGGUUAUAACUUUUUCUGCUCAUCUCCUCUUUGAAAAAGUAGUGAAAUAACUAAAAACAGUCAACAGGAGGGAGGACAGGAGCUGUCAAUGUGUUGGGAACGCAGCAGUGACCUCUAAGUAAUUGAGAGUUGGCAGAAUUUUGUAGCAUUUAACUGUGAUUUGCAAUUAUAGAGAUAAGAUGUUAAUCCAAGCUACCAUAUGCCGUGCUGCCUGACCGUAUUGGAAUACAGGGUGUCUUGCUUCAGCAAUAAUGUGUUAAACAACUAUAGCUCACCCUGACCGUGGAUAGCAGACAGUCUGUAAGGAGUUCGCAAUAGAGCAUAAUUAUUUUCUUGUCUUAUUUCUUCAACUUAAAUAUUAAAUCUUCUUUUUAAAAAGAAGUGGUCUGGACUUUGAGAAAAUUAAAGGAAGAAAGGUGAUUUUAUUUUAAGUGUUUAGAAAUGAAACACUCCCAAUAGCAUCGUGUGUCUUUGAUCUUGACCUUGAGUGCUUGCAAUCUGGGAGGCAGCCUUCCAGGGAUCUCGGGCUUAAAGGCAGAGAGGGACUCAGGUCAGUCACAUUCACAAAGACAUCAUGUCAUUUUGGUAAAUAGCAUCUGGAUUGAAGCUGGUGUUUCUUGUGACGUAGGGAAGGGCAGGAUGCGAGUGGCCACUGCCCUCACAGGCUGGGUCUGUGCCGCCCUCGCCUGGCUUCCUGCUCCUCCGUCUUCUCCCUGGAGCGAGGACAUGCAGCCCCAGCACCUCCAGGCCCAGCCGCAGAAGCCCCGGCCCCACCACGUCACCAUCUACACCUGCAGGUCUUCCUCCGUUCCAGGUGACACGGUGCCAGUGACUGUGAGGAGCGGUCCUGAUUUCCUGGGAUUUCUGCUUCAGGCCCGGAGAGCGUCCGAUCAUCAAGUAGCCGGCCCUUCCCUGCUCGUUCCUCCUCACUCGGGACUGAUGAGCUGUUUUGAAGAGGCGGAAGUCACCCACGCUGACAAGUCCCGGAAGAGAAGCCGGUCCUUCGUGUGGAAGGCCCCUGCCCAGCCCGUGGCGGACGUGCGAUUCCUUUUAUCAGUCGUCCAGUCAUAUUUCGUUUACUGGGCAAGGAUCGAGUCGUCCGCUGUGUCUCAGCAGAGGAGCAGUGGAGCCCCUCCCCAUGGCCGCGUGGAGCCCGGCUCACUGCUGCCCACCCUGCACCAAAGGGUCGUGGAUUUGAUUCCCGCUCCCAGUCUCCCUGUCACUCUUGGGCAGCAGCGCACAGAUACUCUUGCCGUUGCCCUCGCUGGGGCUGCAGAGGAGGACAGCUUCGCUUCAGUGUUUCCUGGGGAUGCAGAGGCUGUGUUCCAACCGCCCUCACACACAGCUACUGCAGACAGCCGUGGCCGGCCGGCCGGCGACAGCAACCCAACCUUAGAACCCUCCCUGGAUGUCCGCCAGCUGGAGGGGCCCGUGGCCCUCAGGAGAUUGUCCACCGAGGGCUUUGCUGCCAGCCCUAGUACCCACCACAGGACUCAGGAUGAUCCAAGCUUCAAUUCAUCAGAAACUUGCCUGUCCUCAGAUAGGAAUGAACAGGACAAGGUGGAGGCCUCUAACAGGACCGUGAUGAGGCCUCGCAUGGACACCAUCCAUCUUACCUACCCUCAGCGCCUCUGGUCUUCUGGAACACUGGCUGGGGCUGGGGCUGGGGCUGGGGCAGCCAACCCAACACUUGUCUCCCACACCUCGGCCUCUCCCGGGCCACUCACUACUGCUGGCCAAUUGGAGGCAGCUGGGGCCUCUGCCAGCUUUUUGCCUCAGUCAAAGCAUGAGGAGCUCAGAGAGGGGGAGGGAAAUGGAGAGGGCAGAGUGGGCUACCCCAGGAAGACCCGCCCAAGGCCCGAGGCUGGGCAAGAGGGAGCCCAUGCCCCUUCAGGGAUCCAGCUCCAGACUCUCCAACUGGGAAUCCUGCUUUGCCUUUUGGCCACCUUGGGCAUGGUGUUGGCUGCUGGCCUUUGGUAUCUGCACACCCAGUAUUGCCACAAGCGGACAGGGGUGUCCUUCAGGGAGCCUGCAGGGGGUGCGGUUGCCAGAGUGAGGCAGCUUGGGGAGAACAGCUGUGUCCUGGUUGAAGCUGAGUACAACUGGAUCACCCCCUCUGUGGAUGGCAAGAAAACAGUCCUUGGAGAAGCCAUCGUCUCGGCCUCUCAGGGGCCUUCUUAGACCCUGUAGUGUCUCAGAACAGAGCUAAUGAGAAGAGCUGGGGAGCACAGGGCCCGCUGGGUGCUGUCAGCUCGCGGUUAGUGCAGGAAGCACCGAGUCCUUCCCAAGCUUUGUUGUUUCAACAACUGUAUUUAGCUGCUUUUUCUUCUUUUGCAAUUAGACGUCCUGUUUGAAGAGUUGAACUCAACACAAUGAAUAUUGUAUAACCUGCUCAUUAACUAGACUCCAGUGGCCUCUCGGCUUCCUCUGUUGCCUUAAGGAACCCACAGAAAUAAAGAUUG
Molecule: messenger RNA, 4122 nt
Organism: Myotis daubentonii (Daubenton's bat)
Lineage: Eukaryota; Metazoa; Chordata; Mammalia; Chiroptera; Vespertilionidae
Gene: REELD1
Product: reeler domain containing 1
Cellular component (GO): membrane
Source: RefSeq, a predicted model, not a curated record